GCUGCUGGGAGGGAAACGGGCUGCAGGUCUCAGGAUGCCUCUACUCGGAUUAAAAGCUAUUGUUGGAGAAAAGAUAAUGAACAAUGUCAUCAAGAAGGCGAGAGAAAAGGGACAAUGGAAGGUGCUGGUGGUGGACAAGCUGAGCAUGAGGAUGGUUUCAUCCUGCUGCAGRAUGACAGAUAUCAUGUCAGAGGGAAUCACCAUUGUGGAAGACAUAACGAAGCGCCGGGAGCCUCUGCCCACCAUGGAGGCCAUCUACCUGAUCACGCCCACAGACGAGUCUGUUGAGGGUCUGAUCGAUGACUUCAGAGACCCCCGGUCUCCGAGGUACCGAGCAGCUCAUGUCUUCUUUACUGACACAAUUCCAGACUCCCUCUUUGGCCUGUUGACCAAGUCCCGGGCCUCCAAAUGCAUGAAGGCCCUGACUGAGAUCCACAUAGCCUUCCUGCCCUAUGAAUCUCAGGUCUUCUCUCUGGACAAAGCUGAUGCCUUCCAGGACUUCUACAGCCCCUUUAAGGCUGAUGUAAAGAACAACAUGUUGGAGCGAUGUGCUGAGCAGAUCGCCACCCUCUGUGCAACACUCAAAGAGUAUCCUGGGGUUCGAUACAGAGGGGAGUACAAAGACUGUGCCGUUCUUGCACAGAUGCUUCAGGAAAAGCUGGAUGGCUAUAAGGCUGAUGAUCCCACCAUGGGAGAGGGUCCAGACAAGUGUCGCACUCAGCUGCUGAUACUGGAUCGUGGCUUUGACCCAGUGUCACCUCUGCUGCAUGAGCUGACACUGCAGGCCAUGGCCUACGACCUGCUGGGCAUUGAGAACGAUGUCUACAGGUAUGAGACCAGUGGGAUGGGAGAGACCAGGAUGAAGGAGGUGGUUCUGGAUGAAGAUGAYGAUCUUUGGCUGAGUCUGAGACACAAACAUAUUGCUGAGGUGUCAACGGCUGUGACUCGCUCUUUGAAAGAAUUCUCAGCCAGCAAAAAGAUGAACACUGGAGAAAAGACCACCAUUAAGGAACUGUCUCAGAUGCUGAAGAAGAUGCCUCAGUAUCAGAAGGAACUCAGCAAGGAUUUGGCAAUGAGCACAGAUGCAGAAGGUGAGAAGAUCAAGGAUCCCAUGAGGCUCAUUGUUCCAGUUCUCCUGGACGCCAACGUCAGUGUGUUUGACAAGAUCCGCAUCAUCUUGCUCUACAUCUUCCUGAAGAAUGGUGUGACUGAGGAGAACCUGUGUAAGCUCCUCCAGCAUGCCAACAUUCCACCUGAGGACAGUGACAUCAUUUCUAACAUGGCCCACAUGGGCGUGCCCAUCGUCUCAGAGGAUGCCAUUGAGGACAAACUUGACCCUAAGCUGUAUCCAUACAUCUCCCAGCGACAAGUAUCUUCCAAAGCCAGCGCUCCAUCAAGUGCUCGCUAUGGUAACUGGCACAAAAACAGAGGACCCACAGAGAUGAAGACAGGGCCCAGGAUUCUGGUCUUCAUUAUUGGAGGUGUGACGUACAGUGAGAUGCGUUGUGUGUAUGAAGUCACACAGGCCAAUGGCAAGUGGGAAGCCCUGAUAGGCUCCACCCACAUCCUCACACCCACCAAAUACCUGAAGGACCUGCAGCACUCAGACUUCCUGGACCCCAACGCUCCACCUGAAGGAACAACUGAACCAGCUGCAGAAUGAAAAGAUAUUUAAAUGAUCACAUGAAAUUAUUCCUCCUUCUGGCCUAAAAGACCGAAGAACCAGUUAAUUUACUGAACUUUUUCUGCAAUGAUGUCCUGUCAGCCUUCAGAACACUGAGCUGGGAUCACCAUGACCUCUGACCCCACUGACCUUCACUGAACCCCACUGACCUCCUAUGACC
Messenger RNA from Austrofundulus limnaeus, 1844 nucleotides. It is a transcript of the gene stxbp1b, whose product is annotated as syntaxin binding protein 1b. Lineage: Eukaryota; Metazoa; Chordata; Actinopteri; Cyprinodontiformes; Rivulidae. Gene Ontology annotation, biological process: vesicle-mediated transport. The record is from RefSeq and is a predicted model, not a curated record.